Molecule: messenger RNA, 5458 nt
Organism: Gambusia affinis (western mosquitofish)
Lineage: Eukaryota; Metazoa; Chordata; Actinopteri; Cyprinodontiformes; Poeciliidae
Product: titin-like
Exons: 39
Coding region: 185-3496 (1103 amino acids)
Biological process (GO): lipid transport; lipoprotein metabolic process
Cellular component (GO): membrane; extracellular region
Molecular function (GO): lipid binding
Source: RefSeq, a predicted model, not a curated record
AACUAAACUAAACGGGAUCCUCCAGUUUGAAGGACGUCCGACUCAGGAAAAAAUCCUUUCUGAAGACAACCCCCUCACAUUCCCACAGAUUUAUUUUUAUUAUUUUAAAUUCACAGAUUGGAUAUUUUUUUAGAUUAAUUUUAUUCACCUGAACGGAGGGAUUUGAAACCGAUUAGGAGGGUUAAUGGAUCGAUAUGAUCAACUGGAUCUGGACUUGGAGUGCGAAGAUGGAGGAUCUGUUGCUCAUAAAGCCACGUUGUUCAGUGGGGUGUUCAGGAAAUCAUCCAAGACUGCACAACCAUCUCCAAAAGCACAAGAGGCUUCAAUUUCCUCACACCACCCUGAGUUGUCUGCCAGCAGUGACAGCUUAACAGACAAUAAAUCAUCUAAGGAUAAAUCAGGAAUGUUUGGUGGAAUACUGAAGAGAUCACCCCGACCAGGACACACCCGCUGGCCGUCUCAGGAUGUCUUAGACUUUCCAGGUUGUGAUGAAAACCACUCUGAAAGCACCAACACGAAGGACAGCUUAUCAGCGAACGGUGAACUCUCUGCAAGCAGCGACAGUCUCUCAGAGAGCAGCAGCAGGGAGUCAGCACGGAAGGUGAAAAAGUCUCCUAAAUUUAACGGGAUGAGAGCAGCUUCAAAGGAAGAUUUGUCUGCUCAAAGCGAGCUCUCGAAAAGCAGCGACAGUCUUUCCAAGACAAAAGAGUCAAGCGGGUUUGGUGCAAUCUUUAAAAACCCUUUUGGAGCAAGAGCGCCCUCUCAGGAGGAUUUAACAGCAGCCAGUGAGGUUUCUGAAAGUAGUGAGAAUCUGUCUGAAAAUCACACCAAGGAAAAAGGAUUCUUUGGUGGCAUGUUCAAGAAAAAAGUUGCAAGGUCUCAGUCUCAGGAUGAUUUGUCUGUGGAUGAGGAACUCUCGGUUAAUCUCUCAGAGAAACCUUCAAAGGGUGGAGUGGCAGCCAAGAUCCUGAAGAAUCCCUUCACCUCGUCGGCUCAGGAAAAGGAAAAAACGGAAAACGUUGGAGACCGAGAUGAAAUCAGCUCUGCUGCUCUGAAACCUAAAACAAAAAAAAGUGGUUUCAGUGCGGUGAUGAAGACCACGUUCUACAGUGAGAAACAGGAGAAAAGCUCAGCGGCUGGUGAUGAGGAAACAGCAGAAGGAGACGGAGAAAAUCAGCACAGUCACAAGCAGAGCAAGCUGGUUGGGGCCAUGACGAAGCUGAAUCCAUUCAGAGCUGCACAAAAACAGGAGAACCAGACGGGAUCCGACGAUGAAGAUCAAACUCUGAGCAGCGAGAAGUCAUCAAUUAACAAACAGAGCACCAUGGUUGAAGCCAUGAACAAACUGAAUCCGUUCCGCUCUGCAGCUAAAAAGGACACUGAGGUCACGCAGACCUCUGCGGAGAACGGGAAGCAGUCGGAAAACAAGGCGGAUCUGGUCAAGAGUAAUUUGAUCCAGACAGAAAGGAAGGAAAAGGGUGAAACUCCUCCAGUCCUACGCAGACCAAGAGCAGAGGCGAUGAAGACGACAUCCAUGCAUGACAUGGAAAAACCAAAACCAGAGGAGAAGAAGGAAAAACUCCCUAGAGAGAAGAAAGGAAAACCUUCACAGCCUCCCGUUGUUCCACCCAGACCAUCAGAGGAGGAAAUGAGCAAAACUGUCAGACAUCGCAAGAAAGACAAGCAAGAGCAGAGCCAAUCAGGAGAAGAAGCCAACGGAGAAGAAUCAAAUGGGACCAAACCAGCCAAGGUUAAAAAUCAGAAGCAUCAUCAUGGACUCCUACCACAAGUCGGAUUCAAGGCUGGGUCCGAUGAUGAAGGGCUGAAAGAUGAAGAGUCUUUACCCAAAGAGGAAGAUAAAGAUGAGGACAAAGAGAAACCAGAAAAGUCCAAAGUGAAAAAGCCAAAGAAACACAAUCCUUUCAUGCCCCGGAUCAAGGCUGCAUCUGAUGAUGAAGGGCUCAAAGACGAAGGAGAGGAAAUUAAAGAAGUUGAGGAAGAGAAACCAGAGAAGGGUGCGUCUGAUGAUGAAGGGCUGAAGGAUGAAGAUGAGUCAUCGUCUAAAGAGGAAAUUAAAAAUGAUAAGGAAAAACCAGAAAAGCCCAAAUUCAAGAAGCCGAAACACAAUCCUUUCAUGCCUCGGCCUAAGGGUGCAUCUGAUGAUGAGGAACUAAAAGACAAGGAAGAGUCUUCAAUUAAAGAGGAAAUUAAAGAAGAUGGGGACAAGGAGAAUAUGGACAAGCCCAAAGUCAAGAAACCAAAGAAGCACAAUCCUUUCAUGCCUCAGAUCAAGGCCAAAGUCAUUCAGAAGAACAGACCAGGCGGAGCUGAGGCAGAGAAUGCAGGACCCCAGAGGUCUUUAUUUGACCAGCUGGAGGAUUUCCGCAUGGAGCCCUCAAGGCCAGAUGAAGGCCAGGAUGUGGAGGAUCUCAUGGACUGGUGGAACAAUUUGCCACAGACACAUUAUCUGGAAAUGAUGCUAUUUGUUGGUUGUCACGUUUUUAACAUCAGCUUUUCCUUUGUCAGGGCCUUCGCUGUAACUGCAGAAAAGCUCCAGAAGGGAAUCCGAGUUUUCAACAAGCUGUUCUCCGAGCGAGCCGAGAGCCUCUGGCAGCACGUCAUCGACCUCAACACCAUCGCCGACGGCCUGGACAAAUUCAACAAGAAGACAAAGAUCGCACAGAUCACCGGCGGCUCCACCAGCGCCAUCGGGGGCAUCACCACCAUCACUGGCCUCGCCCUGGCUCCGUUCACCAUGGGAACCUCCCUGAUUAUCACAGCCGUCGGCUUAGGUGUCGCCACGGCCGGUGGGUUGACUUCGGCCGGGGCCGGCAUCUCCAACCAGGUCAACAACUCUUUGGACCGCAAGAAGGUGGAGAAGAUCGUCGAGGACUACCAGGAGAAGAUCGACGACCUCAAUAAAUGCCUGAAGUUCAUCAAGCAGGGAAUAGAGAACCUGCGCAAGUUCGACCUGAUCAAGAUGAAGAAAACCGCGUACAACCAGGACUUUCCCGCGCUCACCAGUCAGUUCUACGAGGACGGCGCCAUGGCAGGGAAGGCCAUCCUCAUCAACGCCAACGAGAUCAUGCGUGUGGUGCAGAUCGCCAACGUGGCGGGGAGCACGGCCGCCAGGGCGGUCCAGAUCGCCAGCAUGGCCACUGGAGUCCUCACAGGGCUCUUUGUCGGGAUGGACAUCUACUUCGUAGCUAAAGACUCUAAGGAGCUGAAGAAAGGGGCAAAAUCAGAGUUUGCAGCCAAAAUCAGGGAGGUGACGGCACAGCUGCAUGACGGGCUGGUGGAGCUGAACACCAUCCGGGAGGAGCUGCACAGGACCACACCAGAAGGCAACGCAGACUGUGGCCAGACCUCUCACAAAGAGGGCACGGGCGAAAAGAAAGAGACAAGUGAGAAACAUGAUGAGAGUUCAGAUGAGGAUGAGAUCGACCGGAUUAAAAAAGCUAUAAAAAAGGACCUUGAGAACCGGGAAUAUGUCUGACUUCUACAGAUUAUUAUGGGGCGCUGCUUAUAAAUGUUACAGUAAGGAAUUAACAACAAUAUUUUUGGUUUAUUGAGCCAGUCAUAGAGGAGAAAAAUUGGGGAUUCAUUUUUCAAAGUCAUAUUUUGACAAUGUUAUUCUACAUUUAAAUAAUACAGUUACAAACUAAAUAUUGACUUAGGCUAAAUACUUAGUUCACAAGUCAGAUGCUAAUUAAAUACUUAGUUAUGCAAACUGACAAAAUAUUUAGCUUGCUACUUAAAUAUUUAGUUAGUACUCUAGCCUGAUCUGCUAAUUAAAUAUUUAGUUUGCUAGCUAAGUGUUUUAGUUAGCAGAGUAAUUAAAUGGUAGCCUACUAAGAUAAAUAUUUUGUUAGCAGGUCAGGCUAGGGUGUUAGCUAAAUACUUAGGUAGAAAACUAAAUACUUAGUUUGGAAAUAUCUUGCAACCUAAAUAUUUAGUUGGCACGUUAGCCUGGUUUCUUAAACAUUAUUUAGCUUGCUGACUAAAUAUUUUGGUCCAAGCUAAAGUAGAUGUCCAUUUUGUUUAAAAAAUAAAUAUUUCGUUUAGAAAUUAAAUGUUUAGUUUGGAAAAUAAAUAUUAAUUUUGGUGCUAAAUAUUUAGCUUGUGAAUUAAAUAUUUUGUUUGGAACUAUGAGAUUUAUAAAUGUAUAAAUAUUUUGGUGAAAAUGUGACUUUGAAAAAUGAACAAAAUUUUUUUUUUGUAUGACAGACUAAAUAUGCCGAAAUAUUGCUGUUAAUUUUUGUACUGUAUAACUUUAUAAUCUGCGUUAAACGUUAAAGUUUUAACAGGACUCUUUAAACUUUCCCCAUUCUGAACUUAUUUAAAACCUCCUGCUGCCGUUUCCUCUCCAGUUUCAUUGAGGAGACUGUCAAAUUGAAACCUACUCGUUCUAAUCAAAACACCACGUCAGUAGGAACCCAACCUUAAACUGCGGUUCACUGAGGAAAUCUGGAAGAACACAUUGUGUGAAGCGUCUUGUUUCAGAAGUGAGAUUUGAAGUUUUAAUUGAUUCGAUAGUGAUAUUUUACAGACCUUUCUUUUUAAAUAGGAUGAUGAUGGGUGCCUUUUUUUCAAUGAUGUCUUAAAACGGUGGCUGCAGUCACUGGGUGUAAUUUUUAUAAGUAGUGAAAUUUUGUUUUAUAGAAAGUGGUGGAUAUGAAUCUGGAUUGAUGAAAAUUUGUUUCAGGCUUGAAUAGCUUGCUAGCUAAAUAUUUUGAAUAAUCUUUAACAUUUUGCUGAGUUUUGCGACAUUUAAAUCUGCCUCCUUAUUUUAUCAGUUUUAAGUUACAUUUUGGGGUCAAAACCGUUAACAGAUUAGGUCACAUGUUGUUUCUUUGCAGACAAAUUCAGGAUGAAGAAGUCAAAAACUUAACUGCUAAUCAGUUAAUACAGAUUAUUCUUUAUUUUAAUGCACUUUGUUAAAAUGUGAAUCAGAGUUUAGAGUUUUUACACCAUUUAUUUGGUUUAGUUCAUGUUCUUAGCCACUUCCUGUUUUCUGUUGUCAUUUUAAGAGGAUAAAUCUAUGAACGUUGUUUUUAUCUCAGCAAAAACUUAUUAUUCCAGACUUUUUAAUGAAACAUUAGCUGGUAAAUCUCACCAUGAAUGAUUAUGAAUGUCACUGGUUUCCAUCACUGAAUUCAAGCCUGUGAGUUUUUAAAAAUAUAACUCAGUCUUAUUGAAUUGCUUAAUAUCAAUUAACUGGUACAUUUUAACUAAGCGAAUUUAAACCAAACAGACAGUUAUAUGUCCACUACAUGAGGUAUGCAAAUUAUGAUAUUUCCCUCUAAUUAUACUGUUACUUUAGAGUUAAAGGUCUUCUUUAGGUUCUGGUAUCAGCUGCUCUGUUGCCUGUUGUUAGCAAAUGUUUAUUUAUUGGUCUAUUUUGUUCUAUAAAGGCUGGAUUUGAAAUACUUCUACGUGCAAUAAACUGUCCAUGUGA